AUGCCGGUUCCGAUAAUCGAGACUUGCCGGAAGAGAAAGAGGAAGCCGAAGCUUUAUAAUCUGCAACGAUUUGGAGAAGAAGAGUUCCCGGUUAACCGGAACGGAACUUUCCGGGAUAACAUUAGGGGUUUUCUCCGGGAUUUCGCGGAGGUUGAAGAGUACAACAUCCGUGGGAUGCCUGUAUGGUGUACGCUUCUCAAUCACGAGACGAAGAACUCUGUGAUUCCGCUUUAUACAGUCGAAGAAGACGUCGUUAGAUCCUCGGAACCGUACUGCGAUCAUUGCAGAUGCACAGGAUGGAGUAAUCACUUUGUAUCUAAAAGGAAAUACCAUUUCAUAAUACCGAAUGAUACUGAGUGGAAUAUGCAUUUAGAAGAUGAUGUAUUCGAUCUACAAACUCAUCUUCUACAUGGACUGAUUCACACUAAUGGGUUUGGUCAUUUGAUCUGCGUCAAUGGUCUCGAAGGAGGUUCUAAAUACUUGUGCGGAAGAGAAAUUGUCGACCUUUGGGAUCGGAUUUGCACUAACCUCGGAGCAAGGAUGAUAACAGUUGAGGAUUUGUCUAAGAAGAGAUCUCUGGAUCUUCGUUUGUUACACGGAGUUGCGUACGGACACUCGUGGUUUGGGAGAUGGGGAUACAAUUUCUGUCGUGGAAGCUACGGUGUGACGAGGAAUGAUUACGAGAAUGCUAUAGAGCUUCUUGGUUCUCUUGAGAUUGAUCAGAUUGAGUUUGAUUUCAGUGAGCAUACACAAUUCAAUGAGAUCAAGAAGAUUUUCAGGUAUUACCGAGAAAUGAGUGAAGGGAAUUUGAAGACAUUCAGAGACCUCUUGCGGUUUAUGCUUAUCAUCAAGUCUCAUGCUCCUCAUAAGCUUCACGCGGCUCCUCCUCCUCCUUUCUCAACGGAUUCUCCUCAUAAGAAAAGAUCAAACCGAUUGUUCUUGAAAAAGAGUGAUGUUCUGGAGAAUGAGAAGUCUCAGGGAUAUAAGAGUUACGCCACUGUGGCAGCUAAUUUGGGAAGUAGAUGGCCUGUGAGAAGACUUGAGUACGCAGCUGAAGUGAUUGUAGAGUCACUGAAAGAGAUGAAAGCAGUGAAGAAGAACGGUAUGACUCGGCAAGAUGUCAGGGAUGCAGCUAGAUUGAACAUUGGAGAUACGGGUUUAUUAGAUUACGUGCUGAAAUCGAUGAACAAUGUCGUUGUUGGGAACAUCUUGGUUAGGCGUUACGUGGAUCCUCGUACACGGAUACUGCAUUACACAAUACAGGAGCUUGAUGAUGAGACGAAGCUUAUAGAACCGAAGAAGGAGCCUGUGCUUGAUCUAAUUCCUUUGAGGGUUGUCACUGAAUCAUCCAAACCUGGAGCUGAUGUUCAUGGAGAUCUAGUGAUGCUAUACACUUAUGUUCUCUUGAAUUACCCAGAAGCUGAAUCAGUAAGAUCUGCAACUCAAGCGAUCCUAGACAGUAAACAGUUCGUAAAAGAGUGGCCUUUAUGGGACAACAAUGACAGAAUCUUGAGGUUUGUCUGUCGUAUCGAUCCAAGUUUGAUUGAUCUGAGAACAGAACAGAUCACAGAGUUGCCUCCAGGUGAGUUAGUCACAGUCUCACUACAAGCUACAGUCUUUGAUCUAAAGCAAGCCAUUGAAGACACAUUCAGAGAUACUUACUGCAUCUUGACAAACUUUGUGGUGAAUGAGAUCGAUGAGGUUAAGGGAGAAGAUGAUGAUGAUAGGGAGUUACUUCUUGGUAAGCUCGAGCCUUGUUCUGCAAUUACAGUGAGAGGAUUCGGGAUUGAUUUGGAAUCGAAGCUGAAGUUUCAAGGUGGGUGUGAUACGUGGAUGGUGAAAUGUGUUUGCAGAGCUAAAGAUGAUGAUGGAGAGAGGAUGAUAUCUUGUGAUGUUUGUGAAGUUUGGCAACAUACAAGAUGCUGUGGGAUUGAUGAUUCUAAUACUUUGCCUCCACUUUAUGUUUGUUCUAAUUGCUGUGAAGAGUUUGCUGAGCAACAAAGGAAAGUUUUGCAGCCAAAGUAUGAGUUUCCUAAUCAAGAUCAGAUGUUACUAAUUGAAGCAGCUGAUGAUUACUUUGGAGAUGAUGAGAGAUGUCAUGGAAUGAUGUUCCCUUCAGAGAGUUUCCUUAGUGGACAGUUCAUGUUGUAA
Molecule: messenger RNA, 2151 nt
Organism: Thlaspi arvense
Lineage: Eukaryota; Viridiplantae; Streptophyta; Magnoliopsida; Brassicales; Brassicaceae
Source: the annotation of a GenBank genome assembly